AUGGUGCAAGAAAAAUAUAUCGGGCUCGCACUGGCCGUAUCCGGCACGAUUGCCAUUGGCUCUUCGUUCAUUAUCACCAAAAAGGGUCUGAAUGAUACCGCGCAACGACAGGGCGCGUAUACUUCCGCAUCGGACGAUCAUGCGUAUUUGAAGAACCCUAUAUGGUGGUUGGGGAUGGUUACCAUGAUCGUUGGCGAACUCGCCAACUUUGCCGCCUACUCGUUUGCACCACCAAUCAUGGUCACCCCGCUAGGCGCGCUUAGCGUGAUCAUUGGUGCUGUUCUUGCUUCAUAUCUUCUCGACGAGCAAUUGGGACAUCUAGGACGCGUCGGAUGCACGCUCUGUAUAUUGGGAUCCCUGAUCAUUGUCCUGCAUGCGCCAGAAGACAAGGAGAUCACCACGGUGGAUGAAGUGUUGCAUUACGCCAUACAACCAGGCUUCUUGAUGUACUGCUUCUCUGUGGCCGUAUUCUCGCUCGUCAUGAUCUACUCCGUCGUCCCCCGCUACGGACGCACGAACCCCAUCGUCUACAUCUCCAUCUGCUCUCUGGUCGGCAGCGUCUCCAUCAUGGCAAUCAAGGGCUUCGGCAUCGCCGUCAAGCUCACCUUCGCCGGGAAUAACCAGUUCACACAUCCGAGCACAUACGUCUUUGGCAUUGUCGUGGCGAGCUGUAUCGUUAUACAGAUGAACUACUUCAACAAGGCACUCGACACGUUCUCUACCAACGUUGUGAACCCCUUGUACUACGUCGGCUUCUCAUCCGCAACCAUCGUCGCCUCCCUCAUCCUCUUCCAAGGGUUCAGCACCGACAACCCAACCGACUCCAUAAUGCUCAUCGUCGGCUUCAUCACCACCUUCCUCGGCAUCCACCUCCUCGAACUCUCGCGCACACAUUCCGGCCAAGAUGAGGGCCACACCGCGUUGGAAUCCGGUUUGAUGAACCCACGUCUAUCACUCAGCGGCAGGCCGAGCCUUGAUGGAUGGGGCGCACCACCGGGGAGCGCGGGACUUGGGAAUGGACAUGCGAGGCGGAGCAGUCGGAGCAGCUUGUAUCGCCAGCAAGGGCAGACGCUCUUCAGCGCGUUCGACGAGGAUGAUGGGCCCGAUGCUGUGGGGCUGGAGAGGUUACAGGAGGAGGCAGAAGACGACGAGCUCGAAGCUGCGACGGAGCGCACGCGACUACGCGCAGAGGAGCGCCGGAGACAACAUGGGCGGGGAUCGUCAUCACGUUCCGGGUCCCGCUCAGGGUCGGGCGCGAACUCGCCAAUACACGCGAGCAGGUGA
Peniophora sp. CBMAI 1063 is the source of this 1284-nucleotide messenger RNA. The record is from the annotation of a GenBank genome assembly. NCBI's taxonomy places the organism in Eukaryota, Fungi, Basidiomycota, Agaricomycetes, Russulales, Peniophoraceae.